Molecule: messenger RNA, 546 nt
Organism: Didymodactylos carnosus
Lineage: Eukaryota; Metazoa; Rotifera; Eurotatoria; Philodinida; Philodinidae
Source: the annotation of a GenBank genome assembly
AUGAGAAUGCGCUUCUCACUAAUCUACUUUCUUGUUCUAGUUGAAUUUGCUUUAACAACGAGUCAUCAUCACAAUGGCGACAGAAGAAAAGAUUUACAUCGUAAAACAGGUGAUAACCGUCCACACAAUUCGGGUGCUCAUAAUGCUGCUGCCUCUUUCAAAUCGUUCGAUAAUAAAAACCGAGAAAUACUUGCAUCGGAUCCUCGCCCUCCGCAGAUUGCAAUCAUUGGAGCUGGUAUCAGUGGUCUCACAGCUGCCUUAACUCUAUCAGAUGUUCCUUCAACUCUCGACAUUACAGUCUUCGAAGCCGACUCCUAUAUCGGCGGACGAAUUCACGAUAGUGGAAAAGACAUUUUGUUAAAUAACCAAGUGAGUGAAUAUUGCGCUGAAUUCAUCCAUAGCGAUCACCAAGUUAUGCGUAGGCAUGCACCAGUCCAAUCCGACUGGGGAUUGGUAGGAUUGGUACCAGUCGGGCUUGUUACCAGUUAGGCUUGGUACCAAUCCUACCAAUCUCCAGUCAGGAUUGGUACCAAUCCUACCAAUCUC